AUGGCGGCGUUCCGAUGUCGUGUAUAUAUCAGGAAAAUGUCUUUGCGGACGGAGUUGCGUUCUAUCGCUGAGAGAGAUAACUGCUGGUCUGAAACCCAGUCACAGCACAAACAGGACUCAAAAUCCCGGACUGUCCAGUGUGUGAAGUAUGACAGUUAUGUGACAUUUACUCCACAAAGACUCUGCCCUGUGCUGGGAAUGUCUCUGCAGCCCGCCUCACAUAUCAGCCUCCCUGCAGAGACUGUUGAUAUUUACGGUGACCGGUGGGAAUAUUCUCUAACCGCAGCCACGUCCACCACCAUCAGCACGGAUGUCAGCGCGCAGUUUCAGAUACACACUCAACCCAACUCCCUGGUGGCGGCGGUGGGAUCGGACGUUAUUCUGCCUUGUACUAUCACCCCGCCGUUGCCUGCGGCUGGCCUGGAGGUACGCUGGUUUCAUGACCUCUACCACAACAUCGCCUUCCUGCUCAAAGAAGGGCGCGAAGACCGUCAGCAGCAGAGCGUGGACUAUCGCGGUCGAGCCUUCAUGCUGGCUGGACCGGACAAAGGAAACCUGUCGCUUAGUCUGCAUCAGGUCCGCCUCUCCGACGCGGGCAAAUAUCACUGCUUUGUGGAGAACAGCGUGGACAAGAACGAUGGCGAGGGAAUCAUGACGCUCACUGUAGUGGGUUUGGGGACCCCACCUCUUGUAUCAGUUGCUCUGCAGGGCAGCGCUGUCCUUCUCUCAUGUUCCUCUGAUCAGUGGUUUCCAGAGCCAUCAAUGUUCUGGAUGAAAGGAAAUGGGGAGCCGGUGCCAGUGUAUCACAGUGCAAAGAAAAACACCUCUGGUGGACUUAUUCAUGCCAGUAGCAGCAUUCUCCUUAAAGACUCCAUAGAUGGGCACCUCUACUGUGGACUACAACAUCCUGUGACAAAGACUGAAACAGGCGUCUACGUGGCAGUCUCAGAUGACAUGUUUCCUCGAGCCUCCCCCUGGGCGAUUGCCUUCUGGAUCCUCUUGAUCUUCAGUCUCGCUGGCUUAGCUCUUCUGGCCUGGUUCUUCUACUCAAAACAAAAGGAGAAAGAAUCCAUUUUGUUUGAUUCUUCUACUGCUUAUGGCGGCCUUGUGGUGUCUCCGGACAGUCGCAAUAUCACAACCACAGAUGUGGUCCAAGAUGUCCUUCAAAACCCGGAGAGGUUUGACACUGAGCCUUGUGUCCUUGGUCAUUCUGCCUUCCAGUCGGGCACUCACUACUGGGAGACGGAGGUUUUGGAGAGGAGCGGAGAGUUCUGGUCUCUUGGGAUAGCUGGCAGGUCGGUGAGGAGGACUGGAGGUCAAAGAGAGGGUCCAGACGCUUUGAUAUGGGCCAUUAGAGGAACGACAGAAGGAUACUAUGCACUGUCUACACCACCGGAGCCCAUUGUGUUUGAAUCUGGGCGAAUACAGAAAGUCGGGGUUUAUCUGGAAUACGACAAAGGGAAGGUGACAUUUUAUGAUGUGGACACUUACAGGCGCCUCUACACAUUCACCGAGAACUUCCUCGAGCCUGUCUAUCCAUUUUACUAUGUUGGGCCAGGCAUUGCUUUCUCUUUAAUUUCAUAAUGCUUUAUAGCCAAGUCCACCUACAUUUCAUUUUGUCUUU
Molecule: messenger RNA, 1624 nt
Organism: Nanorana parkeri
Lineage: Eukaryota; Metazoa; Chordata; Amphibia; Anura; Dicroglossidae
Product: butyrophilin subfamily 1 member A1-like
Exons: 7
Coding region: 1-1584 (527 amino acids)
Molecular function (GO): protein binding
Source: RefSeq, a predicted model, not a curated record